GACAUUUUAACCAGUGUUUAGCAGUUAGCAGUCAAAGAAGCGCAGUAGGAAUGUAAAUAAAUUUAAAUAUGAUGAUAAACUCACUUCUAAAUGAAAGUAAUAAGUUGAUACAUUUAAUAAUUUUUGGCUGUCUUAGUUGUUCAAUAUUGUAUAUUACUUACGUUACAUUUGAUAAUAAUGGUGCAAUUUCAAUAAUGUGUCAGUAGCAUAAAAUCAUAAUUCUGCUGAGGAAUACCGAUGCGUUCAACUAGAAAAUACGGGGGAUUUCAUGGCACACAUUUGAGGCAUCAAGCGGGCCGGAAUCGGCGAGAUGGGAAAUGUACAAUAGCAAAAUGCAUUGGGGUCCCGCUUUUUCUUUCCUUUUAUGUGGUGAUGGGUUUUGUGCCAGCUUUUAUUUUCGGUUUCAACGUGGGAACUAUUAUUUUCUCGAUUUUAUCCUUGUCAAUAUUGUUAAUUUCAGUGUUGUUGGACAUUCGCAUUUACAUUCAUAAUAAAUGUACGAAAAAUCCAACAUGUCUUGUAUUAAAUAGGAUCAAUUUGUGUUGCAAACGAGUAAACUCACUUUGUCCAACCCUAAGUUCAUCAAAAAACAGCGAAUUGCCAAAAUUACGAGCAAACGGAACUCGAACCAAUCCAUCUCCUAUUGGUAUCCUAACCCAAAUACGUGCUAUCUCAUAUCCGCCCCAGCCUUUUCAUACAGGUGCCGGGUCUUUGGAAUUGAAUCCGCGAAUUUGCAACAUAAAUGCUAUAAGUUCGGAAUCAACACAAGGAAAUGAACAUAUAAAUUCGAAAAAUGUGAUUACUGGCUUCGCCAAACCUAAACCAAGCAACGCAGAUGAAAAACAUUCAGACGAAAAAGUGAUUACAACAUCGAAUAGUAUUUGUACAAAUAAUGAUCCUUCUUCGUCGAGAAGUUCAUGCAGAAAUUUAAGUAGCAGUGAUAGCAACUGUCUUCCAUCGCAUAGCUCUAUCGAAUCGAGUGCCUCGAAUCUCAGCUUCGAUAAUACACCUUCAUACGACAACCUUGAACUUACUGAUGUCGUGUGUGUUGAUUCAGAAAUAUCGUCCAUCACAUUUCAACGCAAAUGGCUGGAACCUUCCUUGAGUUCUAACGAAGAUAUAUACACUGCCUCGUUUACACCUGCAGAUAUUGUCAGCGAACAUGAACAAAGCAUCACAUCUGAGACUAAUGAGUCAAGUCCGCCUCCCUACUCGUCUUUAGAAGACUGAAAUUAACAUAUGAAGAAAAAAUACUUAUUAACCUGACAACAAUCCUAAACAAAGUUUCAGCAAAGCUUUUAACUUCUUGUUUUCAGUAUGUGAAUAUUAAGACUGAAAUGUUAAUCACUCAAUACAUGUAUAAAAGUA
Molecule: messenger RNA, 1368 nt
Organism: Styela clava
Lineage: Eukaryota; Metazoa; Chordata; Ascidiacea; Stolidobranchia; Styelidae
Source: RefSeq, a predicted model, not a curated record